UCCUUGGCUUUGCUCUCUCUCUCUCUCUCUCUCUGGAAGAACAAAGACUUUACCAACAUUUUUGAAUUUGAUAUGUUCGCUGUCGCCACCCAAUACGACUUCUUCCUCAUUUAUUGUAAUAGCCGCCCUUCCCCUAACUCUAUAAUGCUUAACAUGCCUUUGACCUUUUACAAUUCUUUAGUCUCUUUCAAAUUGUAUCACACGCUUCUUCUUCAACCUCCAUUGAAGCAGAGCUAUAACACCAUGACCAUCCACCUCUACGUGUAAAAUGCCGAGGUCUGCAAGCGAGUAAGCUCAACCAAAGCUCAUCUGACUCUCACUCUCAAGUUUUGCAUGUACAAUAUCUGUAUAUCUAGCUGACUAGUGAGUUGGGUUCCUGUUCUUGCACAUAUCUAUUGUACUGAUUUCUGGGUUUGUUUUGUUUUCUCGAUUUGGUUGCUGUUGUUGUAAUAUAUUGUGAUUCUGAUUGGAUUUGGCAUCUGGGUAUUUCUUGAAUUUCAUGAUUGUUGACUGAAUAAUGCUGUUCAAGAGGCCUCUGAUCUGAUCUUCUUCAGAUCAUGACAUCAAAGCGGCCUCUUUUGAUCCCAUCUCCAAGAACCCCAAAUACGCAAGAGCUCCCUACUUUACCUGUCUUUUCUGAUUUUGUAAAUCCCAGUUCAGGUCACUCUGGAUCGUUUUCCGGGAUGGAUUCUAAAAACCCAGCUGAGAAUUCCCUCAACAUUGAACCCGCCUUCAAUUCUUCCUCACAGAGAAGCAUUUCUUCGAUUCAUUCCAGGGCUUCUGGCACGAAUUCUGUCCGGGAAGUGAGUUUUGGUGAUGUCGGAUCAAAGCCUGUACGGUAUGGAUCGAGAGGAGCUGAUUCGGAAGCGUUCAGCAUGUCCCAAAAGGAGAUGAAUGAAGAGGAUGUAAGGAACAUUUAUAUAGAUGAUCUUGGUAAGACUCACGAGAGGUUUGAGUUUUCUGGGAAUUCAAUAAGGACGGCAAAGUACUCAAUUAUCACUUUUUUGCCUAGAAAUUUGUUUGAACAAUUUCAUAGGGUAGCAUACGUAUAUUUUCUUGUGAUUGCUGUGCUCAAUCAGCUCCCCCAGCUGGCGGUUUUUGGCCGGGGAGUUUCCAUUUUGCCACUGUCAUUUGUCUUGCUCGUUACUGCAGUUAAGGAUGCCUAUGAGGACUAUAGGCGGCAUAGGUCUGACCGAAUUGAGAACAAUCGGUUGGCAUCAGUUUUGGUUAAUAAUCAGUUUCAAUUAAAAAAGUGGAAGGAUAUCCGAGUUGGUGAAAUCAUCAAAAUUGAAGCAGGUGAAGCUAUUCCUUGUGAUAUGGUACUGCUCUCGACGAGUGACCCAACUGGGGUUGCUUAUGUGCAGACUAUCAAUUUAGAUGGGGAAUCAAAUUUGAAGACCCGGUAUGCAAAACAAGAAACUCUCUCCAGGUUGCCUGAAAAGGAGAAGAUUACCGGGUUGAUUAAGUGUGAAAACCCCAAUAGAAAUAUAUAUGGUUUUCACGGAUUCAUGGAAAUUGAUGGCAAGAGACUGUCAUUAGGACCCUCCAACAUUGUACUUCGAGGCUGUGAGCUCAAGAAUACUCGUUGGGUCCUCGGGGUUGCUGUUUAUGCUGGUCGUGAGACCAAAGUUAUGCUGAAUAGCUCCGGAGCCCCAUCCAAGAGGAGUCGUCUCGAGACCCGUAUGAACUCGGAGAUCAUCAUACUGUCGGGGUUUCUUGUUGCUUUGUGUACAGUUGUGUCUCUGUGUGCUGCUGUUUGGUUGAGACGCCACAAUGAUAAGUUGGAUGACAUACUCUUCUACAGGAAGAAGGACUACUCUGAGGGGAAAGUGGACAAUUAUAAGUACUAUGGAUGGGGUUUAGAGAUUCUUUUCACAUUCCUAAUGUCCGUCAUUGUAUUCCAGAUCAUGAUCCCCAUCUCUUUGUACAUUUCUAUGGAGCUUGUCCGGGUGGGUCAAGCAUACUUCAUGAUCCGUGAUACUCAAAUGUAUGAUGAGGCCUCUAAUGCAAGAUUUCAGUGCAGAGCUUUGAAUAUCAAUGAAGAUUUAGGACAAAUUAAGUAUGUAUUCUCAGACAAAACUGGUACGCUUACCGAGAAUAAAAUGGAAUUUCAAUGCGCAAGCAUUUGGGGAGUAGAUUAUAAUGAUGCGACAAGCAAUUCGGGAAAGGACCAAGUGGGGUACUCUGUUCAAGUGGAUGGGAAGAUUUUGAGGCCAAAGAUGAAGGUGAAGGCUGACCCACUGCUUCUACAAUUACUAAGAAGUGGAGUGGACACAAAUGAAGGCAAACAUGUGCAUGAGUUCUUCCUUGCAUUGGCAGCUUGUAAUACUAUUGUGCCUCUUGUUAUAGAUACGUCGGAUCCAAAUGAGAAAUUAGUAGAUUACCAAGGGGAGUCUCCAGAUGAACAAGCGUUGGUUUAUGCUGCUGCUGCCUACGGUUUUAUGCUUAUUGAACGAACCUCUGGUCAUAUAGUUAUUGAUAUCCAAGGAGAAAGGCAAAGGUUCAGUGUUUUGGGUUUGCAUGAAUUUGAUAGUGACCGGAAGAGAAUGUCGGUUAUAUUAGGUUGCCCUGAUAAGACCUUCAAAGUCUUUGUAAAAGGUGCUGACACUACCAUGUUCAGUGUCAUAGACAGAAGAUUAAACUUGGACAUAAUACGAGCAACAGAAGCCCAUAUUCAUGCGUACUCCUCUCUGGGUUUGAGAACGCUUGUUGUUGGGAUGAGAGAACUGAGUGCUUCAGAAUUCGAGCAGUGGCAUUCGUCUUUUGAGGCAGCAAGUACUGCGUUAAUUGGCCGGGCUGCUCUACUUCGCAAGGUUGCUGGCAACAUAGAGAACAAUCUCAUCAUACUAGGUGCCUCUGGUAUUGAGGAUAAACUACAACUGGGGGUGCCUGAAGCCAUAGAGUCUAUAAGAACAGCAGGGAUUCAGGUCUGGGUUUUGACAGGGGAUAAGCAAGAAACAGCCAUAUCCAUUGGCUACUCAUCAAAGCUUCUAACAAGAAAGAUGACUCAGAUUAUAAUUAACAGCAGCUCUAAGGAUUCAUGUCGAAGGAGUUUAGAGGAUGCUGUACUCAUGUCUAAGAAGCUUACGAUGUUUUCUGGGGAUACACACACCGCCAGAGGAAGUUCUGGAGAUGGUGUGACUCCAGUAGCUUUAAUUAUUGAUGGUACCAGCCUUGUUUAUAUUCUUGAUAGUGAACUUGAGAUAAAGCUCUUUGACUUAGCCAGUAACUGUUCUGUGGUGCUUUGUUGCCGAGUGGCUCCAUUGCAAAAAGCUGGAAUUAUUGCCCUUGUGAAGAACAGGACUGCUGAUAUGACACUUGCAAUUGGGGAUGGUGCUAAUGAUGUUUCCAUGAUCCAAAUGGCUGAUGUGGGAGUUGGCAUCAGUGGCCAAGAAGGUCGACAAGCUGUAAUGGCUUCAGAUUUUGCAAUGGGGCAGUUCAGAUUCUUAGUUCCCCUUUUAUUGGUACAUGGACAUUGGAAUUACCAGCGAAUGGGUUAUAUGAUAUUAUACAAUUUUUACAGGAAUGCAGUGUUUGUGCUUAUUUUAUUUUGGUAUGUGCUCUUUACUUCUUUUUCUUUGACAACUGCGAUCACUGAAUGGAGCAGCAUGUUGUAUUCUAUAAUCUACACUGCAGUACCCACAAUUGUUGUUGGGAUUCUUGACAAGGACCUAAGUAGAAGGACCCUUCUGACAUAUCCUCAGCUAUAUGGAGCUGGUCAGAGACAAGAAUGCUACAACUCAAAACUAUUUUGGCUAACAAUGGUUGACACAUUUUGGCAAAGUCUGGCCGUCUUCUUUAUCCCUCUCUUUGCAUAUUGGGGCAGCACCAUUGAUACAUCAAGUAUUGGAGAUCUUUGGACACUUUCAGUGGUAAUUUUGGUUAAUUUGCACUUGGCUAUGGAUGUCAUCCGGUGGACGUGGAUUACACAUGCAGCCAUUUGGGGAUCUAUAAUUGCGACUUGGAUUUGUGUCAUUGUCAUUGAUGCUUUACCUUCACUCGUUGGCUACUGGGCCGUUUUUGAAGUUGCAAAGACUGCAUCAUUUUGGUUAUGUUUGCUUGCAAUCACCAUAGCAGCAAUCGCUCCUCGCUUUGUUGUAAAGUUUCUGUAUCAGUACUAUAGACCUUGUGAUGUCCAGAUUGCAAGAGAAGCCGAGAGGUUUGGCAAUCAGAGUGCGUUAAGCCCUGUACAAAUAGAAAUGAAUGCUAUCUUGGACCCCCCAAGGAGAUGAGAAGGUAUUCGUUUUUUCAUCUCUUUUCUUUUUCUUCUGUAAUAUAUGUUAUUCUUUAGGCUGCUUCAGAGUCUCUCUCUCUUGGUUGCCUCAUUUUUCAUUGUUUGCUAUCCAAAGGAUAGGGUUGUAACUUUGUAGUUCUAGGUUUAUAUCUUGUGUUAUGAUUUUGUUUUGUUGUAUCGCAUACGAUUCAUUCAGUGUAAUUAGCCUUAUGUAAACGGAGAAUACUUAAGACACUUGGUACAUGAUUUUUACCACAAAAGAGUUAUAACAA
Messenger RNA from Prunus mume (Japanese apricot), 4506 nucleotides. RefSeq names its product aminophospholipid ATPase 1 (gene ALA1). Gene Ontology annotation, cellular component: plasma membrane. The record is from RefSeq and is a predicted model, not a curated record. NCBI's taxonomy places the organism in Eukaryota, Viridiplantae, Streptophyta, Magnoliopsida, Rosales, Rosaceae. Gene Ontology annotation, molecular function: ATP binding; ATP hydrolysis activity; magnesium ion binding. Gene Ontology annotation, biological process: phospholipid translocation.